AUGAUCUUGCUCCUCUUCUUGUUCGGUCUGGCUCUGGGUGCUCCUUCUGAGUCUCCUACUGAUGACAAUGAAGUGAAGCUCCAACUUGAUAACCAGCGAUUCAAGCUACUGCGUGGAAACUGUCCCCCAUUCUGGUGGUACUUCAACAACCGUUGCUAUAAGUAUGUAGCUACACCAAUGAGCUGGGCUAAUGCAGAGUUCCACUGUUUGUCACAGGGAGCCAACCUGGUGUCCAUCCAAACCAGUGAUGAAGAGAGUUUUGUCAGAUCCCUGAUCGGGAACUCUGACCCUACUCAGGCACCCACCUGGAUUGGACUCAGUGACAUCCACAUGGAGGGCAGAUGGAUGUGGUCUGAUGGCUCUGUGGUGCAUUAUUCUAACUGGCUUGCAGGCGAGCCAAACAACCUGGAAAAAAACGAACACUGUGUACUAAACAACUUUGGUUCUGUUAAGAAGUGGAAUGACGUCCCAUGCGCUCUUGGUUAUCCCUCUGUUUGUGUAAAACGCAAUGCCUGUGUUUAG
This is a messenger RNA of Pelmatolapia mariae (spotted tilapia), 522 nucleotides long. RefSeq names its product lactose-binding lectin l-2-like. NCBI's taxonomy places the organism in Eukaryota, Metazoa, Chordata, Actinopteri, Cichliformes, Cichlidae. The record is from RefSeq and is a predicted model, not a curated record. The coding region runs from base 1 to 522 and encodes 173 amino acids. Gene Ontology annotation, molecular function: signaling receptor activity. The transcript has 2 exons.